CUCUCUCUCUCUCUCUCUCUCUCUCACACACACACACACACACACACACACACACAUACACACACUCAACAAAAUCAGAGGUUCUGACUUUUAUAACAAGUUGUGUUGAAUCAUAAGAUUUGAGAUCUGGAUAUACUUCUGUUCGACUGCGGCACCAAGGAGGGGGAGGAAUGGAUCCGAUUGUGGAAGUAGUGGCCUUAGUUAUGGGGUUCAUCGGAUGGGUGAUGGUUGGGGUCACCCUGCCCAACCGUUACUGGAGGACCUCCACCGUCGACGGGAACGUCAUCACCACCUCCACCAUUUAUGAAAACUUGUGGAUGUCAUGUGCGACGGAUUCGACCGGGGUUCAUAACUGCAGGGAGUUCCCUUCACUGCUCGCUUUGAGUGGUUACAUCCAGGCGUCUCGUGCCUUGAUGAUCACUUCCAUAGUGUUGGGCACCUUUGGACUGGUGGCGGCCAUGAUAGGACUACAGUGUUCGAAGGCAGGGGGGGAGAACUAUGUCCUCAAAGGGAGGAUUGCUGGCACCGCUGGAGUCUUUUUCAUGCUUCAAGGUGUGUGCACAAUGGUCGCAGUGUCCUGGUACGCCUUCAACAUCACUCAGGAAUUCUUCGACCCUUUCUACCCCGGGAUAAGGUAUGAAAUUGGAGAAGGGCUUUACAUCGGCUGGUGCUCCGCUGUGCUCGCCAUCGCAGGAGGAGCCUGUCUCACCUGCUCCUGCAGAUUUGGCACAGAGGAAAAAUACCCUUUGGCUUAUCAAACCAGGGGGACUGUUUACUCUGGACCUGCUCCGACCAGAAGCGUGGCUGCCAGCACUUACGGCCGAAAUGCAUAUGUUUGAGCAGGACAUGAAAACAGAACUAUGACGAUCAAAUCCCUUUCAGAUAUCCAGGGGUAAACUUUUUCAUCACCUCAGUUUUUGUUGAUGCAACCUAACACGUCCUAGUGCUCAGUUUUCACACCUCAGAUGAAGUUUUUUUUUUGUCCAUGACUGUGUGUCCAUCAAGUGAUGGAAGUCACACAGCACCACUGAACUGUAUAUAACCACAUUAUCAAUUGUGUUUUUUGAAAAAUAAUAAUAAUAAAAAAUGAUAGCAUUGAAAUGAAAUGAUAGCAUUGAUGUUAUAAGAGUUGUACAAAGCUGAGCUACUUAUCACUGUUUCAAUGCACAACCAUGCUAAAUGCGUGCAGUGAUUUUAUUUAUAUUCGUGAGAUGACGUUAGCACAAAUACAUUUACACACAGUCACUUAUUUUGAAGGAAAUUCUGUAAUUUGAUGAUCUGCAUACACACUUUUAGACACUUGUAAGGGGAAGGUCAAAAUUGGAAUAAUCCAGAUGUUUGUGUUUGUUGUUUUGUACAGUUUUAUAGACAGUACCUUUGUAAGAGGGUGGAGGAGAAAGUUAUCUUUGUUUUGAUGGUAUUUUGUUUGUUUGUUUGUUUGUUUUUUAUGAUUGCACACAAUAAAAUGUGUUAU
This is a messenger RNA of Seriola dumerili (greater amberjack), 1474 nucleotides long. It is a transcript of the gene cldn15a, whose product is annotated as claudin-15-like. NCBI's taxonomy places the organism in Eukaryota, Metazoa, Chordata, Actinopteri, Carangiformes, Carangidae. The transcript has 5 exons. The coding region runs from base 171 to 839 and encodes 222 amino acids. Gene Ontology annotation, molecular function: structural molecule activity. The record is from RefSeq and is a predicted model, not a curated record. Gene Ontology annotation, biological process: bicellular tight junction assembly; cell adhesion. Gene Ontology annotation, cellular component: bicellular tight junction; plasma membrane.